AUGUACACCAGAAACCUUGUCACGCUGGUCCUCCUGGCACUCUGCGCCCUCUGCUCCCUCUCCUCCGUCUUUGCCAAACCACCACCCCCACCCUCAAACCUGAUCACCGUCACCUCUCCUGUCUUCGACAGCGUCUACAAGGUCGGCAAAAAGAUCACCGUCAAGGUCAAGCUCACCGGCGGCGUCCACAACGUCCUCUACAAAGAUAACACCCCCAUCGAUAUCAUCAUUCAAAAGUCGAUCCCCAUGCCCAACCUGAACGUCAAGAUUGCCACUGUCCCCGCCAGGGUCUUGGCAGAUAAAGGGUUCAAGUUUGUGGCCAAGAAGGAGUAUAUUAUUCCAACGCAAACCGGUAUCAGGUGGAGGAUUCGUGUGAGUUUUGAUCACUCUCCCCAGUCCGGGUACUCUGACUCGGCUGGGUUCUUUAUCGUCAAGUAA
This is a messenger RNA of Linnemannia hyalina, 438 nucleotides long. Lineage: Eukaryota; Fungi; Mortierellomycota; Mortierellomycetes; Mortierellales; Mortierellaceae. The record is from the annotation of a GenBank genome assembly.